Spinacia oleracea (spinach) is the source of this 1920-nucleotide messenger RNA. RefSeq lists its product as uncharacterized. The record is from RefSeq and is a predicted model, not a curated record. The coding region runs from base 1 to 1920 and encodes 639 amino acids. Lineage: Eukaryota; Viridiplantae; Streptophyta; Magnoliopsida; Caryophyllales; Amaranthaceae. The transcript is spliced from 2 exons.
AUGAAUAAGGCCUAUGACAGAGUUCGUUGGGAUUUUCUUUUUCAGGCCCUGCAUGAGUUUGGGUUUCCUCCUUAUUGGGUUAACAUCAUUCGUCAAUGUGUUACAUCAGUUUCUUAUCAGGUGUUGGUUAAUGGUGAGCCGUCUCGCUCCUUCACUCCCAAGUGUGGUUUGCGUCAAGGGGAUCCGUUAUCUCCAUAUCUGUUUGUUCUAUGUAUGGAAGUUAUGUCGGCACUAUUGCGUCGUGCGGAGCAGGAGCACCUUAUUCAAGGCAUUUCAGUUUGUAGGGGAGCUCCUUCGAUUUUGCACCUGUUCUUUGCUGAUGAUUCACUGCUGUUCUUCCGGGUUUCGCCUAGGGAGUGCGAUCAGGUGAUCUCUAUUCUUGAAGAGUUCAGCGGUUUAUCAGGUCAGGUGAUUAAUUAUCAAAAGUCUUUUGUCAAAUUUAGUCCUAAUACUCCUCAAGAUUAUCGUGAUUACUUGGCGGCCUCUCUUCGCCUUGGCCAACGAUCUUCGCUAGUGUUCUUGAUCCCGAAAUCAAUUUGUGACCGCAUUGACAGUUUAUGUCUUCGGUUUUGGUGGCGCUCUUCAGCUGCUUCGAAGGGUAUGGCUAUGGUGUCGUCUUCACUUCUUCACCUUCCUAAGGGUAUGGGAGGAUUGGGAGUCAGGAAGAUUAGCACUUUCAAUCAGGCUUUGCUAGCAAAAACUGCCUGGCGCAUUGUUCACCACCCUCAGUUGUUGGUCUCUCGUUUGUAUCAAACUCGGUAUCCUGCUCUUGCUAUUCAUCCUCCUUCGACUAGGGUGUCUUGUCCAUCUUGGGGUUUUAGGAGUCUUUCUCGGGGUUUCCAAGUGCUUGACCAAGGUAUUGCUUGGAAGCCUGGUGCGGGUUCUCGGAUUCGUAUUCUUCAGGAUACGUGGGUCUCUAUGGAUCGUAUUUCGUUUAGAUCAUCGCUGAAUGGGUUGGAUUGUCCUACCCAUGUUUCUUCUUUACUUGAUCCGCGUUCUUACGCGUGCAAUAUUGGUAUGGUUCGUCGUUUUUUCCCGGAUAAGAUUUCAUCUCAGAUUCUGGCUCUGGAGCGUCCAACCUCGAAAACGGAUGAUUUCUUAUAUUGGAAAUUUGCUCUGGAUGGGAAAUUCACGGUUCGUUCGGCUUAUGCGAUGCUUUUGUGUUCUUCUCAUCAUGCUGCUGGGGUGACUUCUCUUCCCUCUUCUUCCUGGUGGAAGCAUUUCUGGGGCUUGGAUAUCAUUCCAUGGUUUAAGCUUUUCUUUUGGAAACUGCUUCACCAGGCUUUGCCGCUGGCAACCUUCCUUUGCCAAAGAGGUUUGCCGGUUGACCCUCUCUGUUCAUUAUGCAAUCAGGACCCUGAAAGUGAUUUACAUCUAUUCCGGGAUUGUCCUUUGCUUUUGAAUCUUUGGUCAUCUGGCCCUCUUCGUAUGUUUUGUCCUUCGGUUGCUUUGGAUAGGUUUAUUCCCUGGUGUGUUCAGUUUGUUAAUAACCUGUCAUCUGGACCGUUGGGUCUGUUAGAUUGCUUCAUUUCGAUGCUUUGGGCAAUCUGGGUUUUGCGUAAUCACGCUCGGUUUCGUAAUAUCCCCCGGGACCCGGGAGCAUUUCAUGUUAUGGUUGAGGGUUGGAGAGGUCGCUGCGUUGAGGUUCGUUUGCUUCGCCGUAGUUCUAAGGAGUCUCCGUUGUUUCAAGGGAGCUCUUCCCGGGUGACUGCUAUUUUCGGGUUGUCAAAUCUGUCCGUGGGGCCUACUGGCAUUACUGUGGACAUUUGUCUUCUGUCGGAUGGGGCUUGGGUUUCUAGUAAUAAUAAUGCAGGGAUUGGCUGGAUUCUGCAGGACCCGAUUUCGUUGAUUCAACUAGGGGGCGGAGCUCAAGCUUGUGUUUUGGCUUCCGCUCUUCAGGCAGAACUGACCGCUUGUUGA